GCAAAAAUUACCUUUGCCUGCAGAAAAUCAAAAAGUUAGUGUGAGCUCACGUAAUGCUGUGUAUGCCACCUUUACAUCAGGCUCGACCGGGAAGCCAAAGGGGGUUGUCAUUGAGCAUGGCCAAUGCCUUUCAGGCUUUUUAGCGCAAAUCCAGAAAGGACUGUAUACGAAAAGUUCGCGUGUGUUUCAAUUUUCUUCCUUUGCUUUCGAUGUUAGUGUGGAAGAUAUUCUCGCAACCCUGUUGGCAGGUGGUUGUAUAUGUAUGCCUUCUGAGAAGGACCGUCUGGAAAACCUCACCAUUUCUAUAAACAAGACAAAGGCGAACCAUAUCCAAGUUCCCACGUCUGUUGCAACCUUGCUUCCUCCGGAAGGUCUCCCAGGACUUCGUACGCUUCGGCAAGGGGGUGAGGCUAUGUCUGCUGUACUGGUCGAAAAGUGGCUAUCUGUAACAAACAUUCAAAAUAGUUACGGACCAUGUGAAUGCACUGUCUCAAGUUCGAUUCAGUUAUAUCCAAAUCCAGAAAAUCCUGGGAAUGUAGGAGUCGGAGUUGGUUGCUUUCUAUGGAUUGCAGAUACUAUGAAUUCAUCUUCUAUUCUGAACAUGGCUCCUAUUGGGGCCGUCGGUGAGCUACUUAUUCAAGGUCCAUUAGUUGGCAGGGGAUAUAUCAAUAGACCUGAUGAAAAUUCACGAGCUUUCAUCAAAAAUUGCUUUCUUCCCGCAGAUCAUCCCGCCGCUAAUUUCUCCGUUUACAGGACCGGUGACCUUGCUAGGUAUAGUGAAGAUGGGUCCAUCAACCUUUUAGGGAGGAAGGAUCACCAAGUAAAAAUAAGAGGGCAACGCAUAGAGCUUGGAGAAAUUGAAUCUUUGCUUUCUAUGCAGCAAAACCUCGAUUUUGCUGUGUGUGAUGUUGCAAAUACUGGUGCAUUCAAAGGUCUUCUUGUUUCUCCAGUCCAGUUUGUCAAAGAUGAAAAGAAAAUCGGUGGAGGGGAAGAACUCAAAAUCUUGGAUGAAGCUCUGAGGCCUGGAUUGAAACAGCAAUUACGCGAAAUAUAUCGAAAUCUUGAAGAAACACUCCCCUCAUUCAUGAUUCCAAUUCUCAUUCCAGUUGUCAAGUUCCCAUUCUUGUUAACUGGCAAAGUCGAUCGAAAAUCCGUGAAGCAUUGGCUAAACGGUAUUAAUUUGGAAACGAAAACAAAGAUUGAGAGAGAAAUUAUGGAGGGAGAGAUGUCCUCAGAGGCAGAUUGUGAUUACGCCGUUAUCUCGAGGGACCUGGCACAGAAAAUAUCAUCUCUGAUUCCUGGGGAAAAGGCACAGCCUCAGGCCGAUUUAGGAUUCGACGACUUCCUCCUCAAGUCAUCGGGCCUGGACUCUAUACAAACCGUAACGUUAUGGCGUCUACUCAAAGAUGAAUAUAGAGUCUCGAUACCCAUUUCAGUCCUUAACAACCCUCUUCUUUCGGUUAAAGGAUUAGCCAAAUAUAUUACUAGCGGAGCUGCUGGGGAUGAGUGGGAGAUGCACCAAAAUCAGAAUUUAGUUUUGGAGCUGUCUUCUUUAAAAAGCCAGCUUCGGUCAUGGACCAAAAGGUUCUUGCUUAGGAAGGUUUUCUUGACGGGAGCUACGGGGUAUUUGGGUUCUUUCAUUCUCAAGUCUCUCCUUACAAGCUCCCACAUUGGUCGGGUUAUUGUCCAUGUUCGUGCACCUACGCCAAAGGAUGGACUUUCCAGAGUUAAAAACUCAGCACAGUUGUUGCAUUGGUGGGAUGAGAAAUUUAUCUCCAAGGUAGAAAUCUGGACAGGCGACUUGGCGCUGCCAAGGCUAGGAUUAGACGAGCAACACUGGCAGAAGCUAACAGCAACUAAUGAUAUUUCCCAAAUCGAUGCAAUCGUGCAUUGUGGUGCAAGAGUGAAUUGGACUCAGGAUUACCAUAGCUUGAGAUCGGUCAACGUACUGUCAACAUUGAAUCUCUUACAAGCAUUUCUUAAAUCCGACGGAUCUCAGCCUCUCAAAUUUGUCUACGUAUCUGGUGGCUGUCAGUGGAGUAUCGGAGAAGACACAGAUAAACUUUUGACAGAACAACUAAAGACAUGUGACAACGGAUAUGGACAGACAAAAUUGAUGUCUGAAUUAUUAGUCCGGUCUGCUGUUAAUGGAAGCCCCAACGACAAGCUUAUCAUUAUGAAACCAAGUUUCAUCAUCGGCUCUCCUUCAAAUGGGACUGCUAAUGUGGACGAUUUCUUCUGGAGAGUGAUACUUUCUUCAAUCCAAAUUGGUCUCUAUGAUGAGGAGCUCGAAGAAUCUUGGGUAUUCGUAACCAGCGCUGAAAGAAUUGCUGACCUAGUGUUUCAAGGGCUGGUCGGUAAUCAUGAUGAUCCGGGACUCGUUGUCACGAAAGCUUUCGAUGGAAUCCCUCUGAACCAGCUAUGGCAGAUCCUCAGAAAUGAUUUUGGGUAUACUUUACAUCCAAUGAAGCACGAGGCAUGGCUAAAGACUAUACACGAUCGUAUAGAAAUUGAAAGAGAAAAGCACCCUCUCUGGCCACUUUCACACAUGAUACAUAGUGACUUUUGUCGCCUUGGAUGCGAUACUUCAGAGUCAACUCCCUUUUCCAAUCAUGAGAGAAUGCAAUACGUCAAAGCAUCAUUUGUCAAGAGUGUUGAAUAUCUGAUUAGUAUUGGGUAUCUUCCGAAAACGUGCGGUAAGAAAGAGGAACAAAUCUCUGUUCCGGUUUUCAGUCGAUCAACAUUGACUCGUUGAUCGUUCGACAAUAUAUCCCAUCAAGGUAUUGAAAUGGCAUCUGAACAUUUACUGAUCAUUAUGUUCUACAUUCAAUCUUCUUACAUUUCUGCGCCGCCAUACUGAGCACGUUGAUGAUUACUGAUCUAGACGAUCAUUCAUUUCAAGUAAUCCAAUAGCAGGCAAGCAUUGUACUAAUGUUUGAUAAUAGUUUUAGAUACUUAGAAGGGGCUAUUGAACAGGAGUGAUACAAUAAAUUCAAUUUACA
This is a messenger RNA of Talaromyces proteolyticus, 3002 nucleotides long. RefSeq lists its product as uncharacterized. NCBI's taxonomy places the organism in Eukaryota, Fungi, Ascomycota, Eurotiomycetes, Eurotiales, Trichocomaceae. The transcript has a single exon. Bases 263 to 2755 code for a protein of 830 amino acids. The record is from RefSeq and is a predicted model, not a curated record.